Messenger RNA from Chondrus crispus (carragheen), 450 nucleotides. RefSeq lists its product as hypothetical. NCBI's taxonomy places the organism in Eukaryota, Rhodophyta, Florideophyceae, Gigartinales, Gigartinaceae. Gene Ontology annotation, molecular function: amino acid transmembrane transporter activity. Bases 1 to 450 code for a protein of 149 amino acids. The transcript has a single exon. The record is from RefSeq and is a predicted model, not a curated record. Gene Ontology annotation, biological process: amino acid transmembrane transport.
AUGUCGAUGCCCGCCCUCCCCACUGGCGAUGCCGAGGCACCGUUGCUCAUCUCGCUCAGCGACUCCACCCACGUCACAUGGGCGGGCGAAUCCGAGCCCGCCUCGGCCCCGCGGAAGACCGGUACUAUCUUCUCGUCCGCCAUGAACUUGGCCGCCUGCGCUCUAGGCGCCUCCAUGCUCUCGCUCCCUUACACCAUGAUGAUCUCCGGUCCCAUCGUCGCCCUUCAAUUCCUCAUCGUCUUCGCUAUCAUGGCCUUCUUCUCCGCGCAGGCUGUCGUUAACGCCGGCCUCCGCUCGAAGAAAAGCUCGUACGGAGCUAUCGUCAGGCAUUAUUUUGGCCCCAUUCAAGGCACUAUCGCCGAAAUUCUCCUCGCUUGCGCUCUUAUCGUUGCUGCCAUUUCGUAUAUCGUCGGUCUGGCAGACUUGCUUCCCGUAAGUCGUACACUUUAG